Molecule: messenger RNA, 1928 nt
Organism: Cuscuta epithymum
Lineage: Eukaryota; Viridiplantae; Streptophyta; Magnoliopsida; Solanales; Convolvulaceae
Source: the annotation of a GenBank genome assembly
AAAUGGAGAGGUGCUGUGCUGAAUGAAAAACACAUGUCUGAUUUGGACGACAUUGAUCCAGAACUUGAGGACUUCGAGUCUUCAGUACCGCUGAGGAAAGUACCAUACGGAGAUGUUUUCGAGGCUUCUAGGGCCGGCGACGUCGACCGCCUCCGUUACCUGCUCGAGUCCGGCGUCAACAUUAACGACAGAGACCAGUGGGACUCCGUCGCACUCUAUUACGCCUGCCUCACCGGUCACCUCGACGCAGCCAGGAUGCUCCUGGAAAGCGGCGCCAUUUGCUCGGAGCACACAUUUGACGGCGACCGGUGUCACUACGCCGCCCUCAAUUUGAAUGUCCGGAAGCUCCUCAAGGCCUUUGAGGCUCGACCUCCCCCUCUCGCCCCCCUGCAGGCCGCCCUCAGGGAAACCUUUUUGGGAUGCUCCGCCAAUGCUCGCGGAUAUGCAGCUGAGCAAAUAUCUGAGGCUUCGGACUCCUCAAUUGCAGGUAAUGGAGGAGGUUUCAGCUCCACCCACUUUCCACCAGAUGUUGUGUUUUAUUUGCAAGGGAAGCCCAUUGAAGCUCAUAGAGUCAUUUUGAGUGCAAGGUCACCCUUUUUCAAGAAAAAGUUUCAAACGGAAUGGAAGGAUCGCAAAGAAAUCCGGUUCUCAAGGGAAAAGCUCUCAUAUCCUGCUCUCUACAGCCUCAUCCACUUCUUUUAUUCUGACAGACUUGAGAUAGCAGUAGAUGAUAUGGAAGAUCUUGUCAGGAUUUGCAAAGUCUGCAAAUGCGAGUCAUUGCAAAUUCUCCUAGAGAAAGAGCAGAUUCAUCAAAGAUAUGCUGACUAUAAAGCCGUCAGAGAUAUAGAUAACUCUCAAAAGCGGUUUAUUUUGCAGGGACUAUCACUUCCAGAAGAAAACCGUCUCUCAACUGCAUUGCAUCGCGUACUCCAAACAUCUCUUUCCAAUUCUAAGCGGAUGAUUGAUGAUUCUGAAGAUGAUGAUCUUGCAGAUGUUUGUGUGAAAGUUGAAGGGAAGGUUUUUCGGUGCCAUCAAGUGAUCUUAGCUUCAAGGUCUGAGUAUUUUAAGGCAAGGUUAUCUCGCAUGAAGGACUUCCUUGAAGGAAGUAAUGGCUUACCUGAUAGUACAAUAUUGUGUCUCGAGGAACAUGACUUAAGUGGUGGAGCUUUUGAGAAAAUGAUAGAGUAUAUGUAUACAGAUGGCUUGAAGGACAUAGAUCCAGAUCAGGCUGAAGAAUUGUUUGAUGCUGCUUCAAGAUACUUGUUAUUUCCUCUUAAGCGUGCAGUAGCAGAUGCUUUGCUGCCACAUCUGGAAAUGGUGCCUCCUGUUGACCUAUGUCGUUGGCUGGUUUUGUCAGACAUGUAUGGAGUGCUGAAGAUACGGGAGUAUUGUCUUGAUGUAAUGGCUUGUAACUUUGAGAUAUUCGCGGAGAUGCCGGAGUUUAGGGCUAUGCUGUUGACCUUGCCACCACCUUCUGGGAAUUCCACACUCCGCACGUCCGCACCGAGUGCACCGGGAGCUGAGAUAAGCACAGCGGCUGAAGGUGCGAAUGUCCUGGAUGAUUUGAGAGAGAAGUGGCUUGAAGCUGAAGCUGCUGAGCUGGACAAAAGAGAUGAGAGUGCUUUGAUUUUUGAUAAGCGUCUUGAGAUGCUUAUGCAUUUGGCGUCUGAACACGAGAGGAUGGGAUAAAUGGUGCUGAAUGAUAAUGGGAUUGAAGCUGAUUCUCUAUUGUAGGCUUGAAAUAAUGUUUUACAGUGAGUUCAUAAUUACUACUCUAUUUAUUCAUUCAUUCUUAAUGGGUAUGCCUACCCUUGUUAAUCUCUCUGAAAAGUAUACUGAAAUGUAGAACAAAUAUAAAGGAUUGAUCUUAUCCACAUCGAUAAAGUAGGGCUGGCAUUGUGCAAAGUGGUUGGAUAAGUAUGGCAGCA